GCCCCGCCCGGGGCGCUGCCUUAUUGGGGCACGUGUCCGAGGGAGGAAAAUGAAGGGGAACCGCUCAGCCCUGUCACUGCCACGACCUGGGCCAGCGAAGCCCCCACUCUACCUCAGAGCAUGGGGUGGGGAGCGGGCUCUGCCGGGCGGUGCUGCCGGCUGCUCAGGCUGCUCCUGUGUCUCAGCGGCGCGCUCCAGCCUGCAGAAACUCUUCAAGUGUUGAUGGGCAGCACCCCACUGAUCGUGUCACUGAAUGAUAACAUCUCCAUACCAUGCAAGAUCUCUGGGUACAAUACAGCAGAACUGGAUAGCAAGAACGUGGGAGUUACCUGGUAUCUUAAGACUCCGAGGACAGACCAAGAAGAAAAAGUAUUCACAUUUCAUGCUGGAGCACAUAUUUCCCAUAGAAAUGGGGCCAGUAUGUCUGACAGUGACCUGAGAAGAGGAAAUGCUGCACUCUCUCUACUACAGAUACAGUUUAAGGAAGCAGGAAUAUAUAGGUGCUAUGUUAUUGUCGCACCUUCUGAUGCUCAUGGAACAGCUGUUUUAGAGGUAGUUGCUCAACCGGAAGUCAGCCUGUCUCCAAAGGAAGUUACAAUAGAAAGUGACAAGGAGAAGACCCUGUCGUGUGAAGUCAAUAAGUUCUAUCCAAAUUUGGUUGACAUUAAGUGGAUGAAGAUUUCAAAGAAUAACCAGGACAGUAGCGUAGCAGCAGAGGAUAUCCACACAGGAGCCUCUGUAGAAAAUGAAGAUGGCACAUUUAAUGUCACUAGCAUACUAAGGCUGCAACCGUCUUUGCAAGAUAAUGGAAAUGUCUAUAGAUGUAUUGUGAGUCACAAAACAUUUCCUGCCAAGUUACUUCUCAAUAGCACCUUGACUGUCACAGCCCCCAAGUCACAUUUGAACACUAUAAUUGGAGCAGUCAUUGGAACAAUACUAGCCUGUAUUAUUGUGCUCGGUUUGGGUACUUUCGUGUACCGUAGGUGUUUGAAGAAAAUUCCACCUGUGACGUGACACUCCAUAUUCGUUAUAGAAAUAUGCCUACAAUAUGAAUAUGGCAUAACUAAAAUAUAUUUUAUGCAAGAUGACUCAUGUAAGAUAUAAUUGGAAAGGUUAUGAUUUACUGAAUGUGAUUAUCCAAUCUGUAUGCAUGUAUCAUUUCUGUAUCUGGAGUUAGGAAUAUUGACUAUGUAACAAUUACAACCAUGGUUAUACUUGGAGAUGCCCACCACAGAGUAAGCAAUCAGCCUUGAUGGACCGUUAGGAAAAGACAAUGAGUCUUUAAAGAUGUGGAUCUCCUAUCUUCUGGGAGUUCCUUCCUAUGGACAUUGCAAAUAAACCUGGUUUCAUAGUUGCUUUGACACUGCUAGGUCACUGGACAAUGUCACCUGGUACAAAGUACCACCUUGGACACUGCUGGUACUUUUCCACUGGAGACAAAGGCUUCCCGCCUUAUGUAAAUUCUAUUUAAGGCUGGGGAGUAAGACAAAGAGGACUCUUCUCCAUUGCCUUCCUGCCCAAGAAGAAAGACUGCUGAAAGUACCUGAAGAGACAAAGGAACUGAGCUGAAGGCAAGGCAAGGGCUGAGUCCAGGCUGAGACAAGGGGUCCAGUCUUUAAAUAGAAAUAACUGGAACUCUAAGCUACAGAAACUCUGCAACUUGCCUAAAAUAACAUUUAGGGUGAGAAAUUACAUUUUGUAACCCAUGUCUUGAGUGUAUUAAGCUUAGUUUGAGUGUUUGAUU
This is a messenger RNA of Chrysemys picta bellii (western painted turtle), 1744 nucleotides long. RefSeq names its product natural cytotoxicity triggering receptor 3 ligand 1. NCBI's taxonomy places the organism in Eukaryota, Metazoa, Chordata, Testudines, Emydidae. The record is from RefSeq and is a predicted model, not a curated record. Gene Ontology annotation, cellular component: MHC class I peptide loading complex. Gene Ontology annotation, biological process: peptide antigen assembly with MHC class I protein complex. Gene Ontology annotation, molecular function: MHC class I protein complex binding; TAP complex binding.